UCCGGGCCCCAGGGCCGCCCGAGGGCGCAGCGCCCAGCAGCACCGGGAGUCGCUUGGACGCCGGUUCGGGGCUACUGCGGGGUGGCGUCGCUGGGCCCGGGAAAGUUCGGGACCGGAGAGUGGCGACGCCGGGCGGCGGGACCCAUGGAGGCGCGCGGGGAGCUGGUCGCGGCCCGGGAGUCGGCGGGAGGCGACCUGCUGCUAGCGCUGCUGGCGCAGAGGGCGGACCUGCGCCGAGAGAUCCCGCUGUGCGCCGGCUGUGACCAGCACAUCCUGGACCGCUUCAUCCUCAAGGCUCUGGACCGCCACUGGCACAGCAAGUGCCUCAAGUGCAGCGACUGCCACACGCCACUGGCCGAGCGCUGCUUCAGCCGAGGGGAGAGCGUUUACUGCAAGGACGACUUUUUCAAGCGCUUCGGGACCAAGUGCGCCGCGUGCCAGCUGGGCAUCCCGCCCACGCAGGUGGUGCGCCGCGCCCAGGACUUCGUGUACCACCUGCACUGCUUUGCCUGCGUCGUGUGCAAGCGGCAGCUGGCCACGGGCGACGAGUUCUACCUCCUGGAGGACAGCCGGCUCGUGUGCAAGGCGGACUACGAAACGGCCAAGCAGCGAGAGGCCGAGGCCACGGCCAAGCGGCCGCGCACGACCAUCACCGCCAAGCAGCUGGAGACGCUGAAGAGCGCCUACAACACCUCGCCCAAGCCGGCGCGCCACGUGCGCGAGCAGCUCUCGUCCGAGACGGGCCUGGACAUGCGCGUGGUGCAGGUUUGGUUCCAGAACCGCCGGGCCAAGGAGAAGAGGCUGAAGAAGGACGCCGGCCGGCAGCGCUGGGGGCAGUAUUUCCGCAACAUGAAGCGCUCCCGCGGCGGCUCCAAAUCGGACAAGGACAGCGUUCAGGAGGGGCAGGACAGCGACGCCGAGGUCUCCUUCCCCGAUGAGCCUUCCUUGGUGGAAAUGGGCCCGGCCAAUGGCCUCUACGGGAGCUUGGGGGAACCCACCCAGGCCUUGGGCCGGCCCUCGGGAGCCCUGGGCAACUUCUCCCUGGAGCAUGGAGGCCUGGCAGGCCCAGAGCAGUACCGAGAGCUGCGUCCCAGCAGCCCCUACGGUGUCGCCCCAUCCCCCGCCGCCCCGCAGAGUCUCCCUGGCCCCCAGCCCCUCCUCUCCAGCCUGGUGUACCCAGACACCAGCUUGGGCCUUGUGCCCUCGGGAGCCCCCGGCGGGCCCCCACCCAUGAGGGUGCUGGCAGGGAACGGACCCAGUUCUGACCUAUCCACGGGGAGCAGCGGGGGUUACCCCGACUUCCCUGCCAGCCCCGCCUCUUGGCUGGAUGAGGUGGACCACGCUCAGUUCUGACCCAGGCCCAGCUCCACCCUGCACCGGACACGAGGGAGCUGCCCCUGGGUGGGUGGCUCCGGGCUGCUGGGGCUUCCGAGGAAGUGGGGCCAGGGCAUCAAGGGAGCACUGGUGCCUUCGGAGCCUCCCACUGCCGACCGCACAGCUCCCUCCCUGGGGGCUGAGGGACCCACCUGGCCCCUCCUCUGACACAGGGCUGGCCCGCCAGGUGGCCUCCCGGCAAGCCGGCCUUUUUUGUAAGCAAAUUUCUCCCCUUUAUUGAGCAAUUAACCGAGCACUUGCUGCUAUUUCUAGACAUGAAAUGUCACCUUGCUGAGGCCCAGCCCAGCCCAGCAUAGCCCGAGGGCUGGAAAAACGCUUUCAUCUCUAAAACUGAGAAAUGAUCAUAAUCGUGCUUUCACUUCCUAGGCUCUGUGUGUCUCGGAGCCAUCACCCCGAGGCUCCCUCUUUAGGUUGGAGAUUGGCCUCGCCUGUUGAGGCAGGAGGCCGCGGAGGCAGGGACACACCCGUGUCCGCCGGGAGAGGCCCCCUCCUCUCCCCAGACCACGGGGGGCCUCCCUGCCUCCAGCCCCGCCUUCCCUGGGAGCAGCUUCCCCCAGUCCCCAGGUCUCUAGAUCUUUCUGUUCUUGAGUAUCCUGUGGAGGAGGCAAAAAUGCCUGGGGCCCCUUCUCUCCAAGCUCAAUUCUCUAAGCCCCUCAGGAUCUCCUCCUCACCCCACCCCAGGCCCUUGGUGUCCAGGCUGCACCCACAGAUUGUCCGUUGCCAAACAGCCUGCCCUCCCUGCCAGAACCGGCUCUGCCAGCCCCAGAUUGGGAAGUCUGCCCUCUGGAGAAGGGUGGGGCUCCUCUGAGCCUGCCCUGCCUCCUCCAUCAGAUCCUUUGGGAAGAAGUUUCUGGGAGACGCCUGCAGCUGUGCGUGCCCCAGACACAAAGGCUGGCCUGUGUGUAAGUCAAAGUCACUCCCGCAAACCUGAAUCUCGAGCUACCUAUUGGUUCUGUGAAUGUUCUGUGUCUUUUAUUUAUUCUCGGGUGAUCAGCUCUUUCCAAGACUUCAAUAAAUUUGUCAGUUACAGUCAA
This is a messenger RNA of Nomascus leucogenys (northern white-cheeked gibbon), 2429 nucleotides long. RefSeq names its product LIM homeobox 3 (gene LHX3). Gene Ontology annotation, biological process: neuron differentiation; regulation of transcription by RNA polymerase II. The record is from RefSeq and is a predicted model, not a curated record. Lineage: Eukaryota; Metazoa; Chordata; Mammalia; Primates; Hylobatidae. Gene Ontology annotation, cellular component: nucleus. Gene Ontology annotation, molecular function: DNA-binding transcription factor activity, RNA polymerase II-specific; RNA polymerase II transcription regulatory region sequence-specific DNA binding.